Oncorhynchus mykiss (rainbow trout) is the source of this 7342-nucleotide messenger RNA. Lineage: Eukaryota; Metazoa; Chordata; Actinopteri; Salmoniformes; Salmonidae. The record is from RefSeq and is a predicted model, not a curated record.
GUCCUGGCGAAAGCGAGAGCGCUAAAAUGGAGGCGGAAAGAUCCGGCGGAGUAGCAGGGGGAACGAACCAGAACUCUGGAGGCAGCGGCGUGGGGCGCAAUCCGAACGGGCCGAAAUCGGUACUCGGGCAGGCGACGACGGAAGCGGCCGCGGCGGCAUCAGCGGCCGGGGCGAUGGCUGGGUCGUCGCAGCCUCGGGAACCGCAAGACGGCGACGCAGGCCUAUCGCUUCCUGGGAUCUUGCACUUUAUCCAGUUCGAAUGGGGACGCUUCCAGGCCGAGAAAUAUCGCUGGGAGGCCGAGAGAGACGAACUCAGGGCUCAGGUGACGUUCCUCCAGGGUGAGAGGAAGGGGCAGGAGAACAUGAAGCAGGACCUGGUCAGGAGGAUAAAGAUGCUGGAGUACGCCCUUAAACAAGAGAGGUCCAAACACCAGAAGUUGAAGACAGGCAGUGACCAGAGCCCAGGGGAGAAGAAACCAGAGGCAGAACAAGUGCCCAAUGGGCCAGCAGAAUCUGAAUCUGAGCCAGCCAAUCAGAUGUCCUGGAAGGAGGGCCGUCAGCUACUGCGCAAGUACCUGGAGGAGGUGGGCUACUCGGACACCAUCCUGGACAUGCGUUCGAAGCGUGUGCGCUCCCUGCUGGGUCGUACCAGCCCCGAGGCUAACGGCGCCCCGGCCAGCAGCGAGGAGCAGCCCGCCCCGGACCCCGAGCCCCUGGCAGGGGGGGAGUCACUCCUCAUCAGACAGAUAGAGGAGCAGAUCAAGAGGAACGCGGCGGGGAAGGAUGGUUCUAAGGAGCGUCUGAGCGGUUCCGUGCUGGAUAAGAUCCCCUUCCUACACGGCUGCCAGGAUGAUGAUGAGGAUGACAGUGAUGAGGAAGAUGACUUCCAGGGCAUGGGCACGGACCGUAUAGAUGGGCAGCGCAACAAGAACAAGAAGCCUCGCGUUAAGAUGGGGACUGAGCCCAUGACCACAGACCUGGACCCUGAUGAUGAGGAGGACGAAGACGACUCUGAGGAUGCUCUGAGCGAGUUUGACUUCCUGGGAUCAGGGGAGGAGGGGGAGGGGGCGGGAGAGGCCCGUAUCUCAGGGGACGGCCGGGAGUUAGAGAAGCGCAGGAACAAGUUACAGGGCAUGAUGUCGGACUUCCCCCCCAAACCCUCCCCGCCCCCCCUCUGUGGCGCUCUGGGUUUUUCCUCUGACGUCUUCAUCCUGGACGCCGUCGGGGGCGGAGACAUGAACCUGGGAGAGCUGGCUGACCUCACCGUGGCCAACGACAACGACCUCACCGUGGAUCUGCAGGAUAACCGGGAGGAGUUCAAGAAGACGUGGAACCCUCGCUUCACGCUGCGUAGCCACUUUGAUGCCAUCAGAGCGUUGAUGUUCCACCCCAGCCAGGCCGUUCUACUCACAGCCUCCGAGGAUGGAACCCUGAAGCUGUGGAACCUCAACAAGGCCAUACACUCCAAGAAAAAUGCAGCGCUGGACGUUGAACCCAUCUACACCUUCAGAGCCCACAGUGGUGCCGUUCUGUCUCUGGCAAUGGGAGAGGACGGAGACUCGUGCUACAGCGGGGGUCUGGACGGAACCGUGCGCUGCUGGAAGAUCCCUGACUUUAACGUGGAUCCCUACGACAACUACGACCCGGGUAUAGAGAGCAAUGUGUUGUUGGGUCAUGAGGACUCGGUGUGGAGUCUGACGUACUCUGCUGCCCACCAUCGCCUGGCCUCCUGCUCCGCAGACGGGACCGUUCGCAUCUGGGACCCACAGAACUCUGCCCCCUGUCUCUCCGUCUUCAACAAGGAGAAAGAACACGGAACGCCCACCUCGGUGGCCUUUGUGAACUCUGACCCCAACCAGGCAGUGGUGUCAUUCGACGGCGGCGAGACGCUGCUCUAUGACCUCACCACAGAGCAGAGCAUCAUGGUCCUGGACACCGGCACCAAGGACGGCAGUGAGCUGAUUAACUGUGUGGUCAGCCACCCCUCGGAGCCCAUCUCCAUCACCGCACACGAGAACCGCACUAUCCGCUAUCUGGACAACAAGACAGGUAAACUGAUCCACUCCAUGGUGGCACACCUGGAUGCUGUCACCUGUCUGACCACGGACCCCAAAGGCACUUACCUCAUCUCUGGCAGCCAUGACUGUUCGGUGCGUCUGUGGAUGCUGGACAACAGGACGUGUGUGCAGGAGAUCACGGCCCACAGGAAGAAGCACGACGAGGCCAUUCACGACGUGGCCUUCCACCCCUCGCAGCCCUUCAUCGCCUCGGCUGGCGCCGACGCACUCGCCAAGGUCUUCGUCUGAGAGGAGGCACAGACAGGGACUCAACAUCAUCCUCACUGCCCGACUAACACAACUCGGCCAGAGGAGAGUGAUGACUACAAUGGACGAACCUCACACACAAUUCCACAUUCACAGUUACACACAUACCCAUCCAGUGACAUACACACACAAAAACUGUUGUCCUGCACCCCACUGGCUGGGUCAUCGCCAACAGGACACUAUUAACCACAGUUCUCUAGCUGAUCCCAUGAUGCCUCAGUAACUUGUUGCAAUACUAACCAUACUGCUUUUCUAACGACUAGAUCGGACUGCUCGGUUUAUUAGGUCAGUUUACUACACUACAAUACUCUCAUUCAUUUCUACUUUUUACAGUCCACUGGCGGUUAUUAUAAGACAAUGUGUGUUGACUUGGAUCACUACGCAUGCUGAUGCGGCACCUACUAUGACGCGGCGCGCACCCGGGUUCACUUUCAGUUUAAAGCUUUUUGGUUUUUUAAGAGAUAAGAAGCUUAGCUCACCAGUUGCUAACACACGUAAGCACCUAACUACAGUAGAGUCCAGUACCCACCCGUUGAUGGCAGUAGCAAUUGUCUGCUGCACCACAGUGUGGGGGAACAAUGCAUUUCAUUCCAAAGACUUCUGAGGGUUUUAGUUUUUUUGUGUGUGUGUGUUUUGGAGACGCCUCCUAACCGGUGUUGGACAAACGGCUUUAAUAUCAGCCUCAUCGCCAAGAUACGAAGUCUGAGCGUUUGUGUGUCCGGUAUUGUACGGUCAUCCAUUUUAGUAGAAAGGUGUGUUUGUGUGUGUGUGUGUUGCACUUGUUUAAUCUUGGUGCUAAGACCUCAUCAGUCCGAGUCUGAAUCAGGGACCUGUUUUCAUUCGAGGUGUGUGUGUGUGUGUGUAUGUGUGUGUGUGUGUGUGUGUGUGGGAGGGGGGUCCUGAUUGUCUCUCACUGGGAUAUUUGUCAUCAAAAGUAGCAUGAUAUAGCUUGUAUCGUCACUCUCCAGCCACGUCAACUGUUUGUGUUGAGAUACUGUAUGGGUCAUUUGUAUCUCAUAGGAAACUAACACGCUAUGCUAAGCAGACACUUUUCUACUGGUUUCUUUUUAUAUAUAGUGUGUGUGUGUGUGUGUGUGUGUGUGUGAAGUUUUGUCAUUUCAUCGGGACAGCUGGUUUGUGAAAGAGUAUGUGGAGAUGACGGGAGUAAUUUAAUGUUGAUGCCGCAGUAACCCCUCUGACUGAAACGGUGGACAUUACCAGAAAGUGGUGUCCUGUAUUCUCUCUCUGUCCCUUAAGUCGGCAUCUAGUCACAACGGCCUUUGGAAACAAUCUUAUUGUCCAAUGAAAUGACUGUUGUUGAUUAGGUUUCUGUUUCUUGUGCGGGGGGGGGGGGGGGGGGGGGGGGUUGCACUGAAUUGCCCAGAGUGCUCAUAGUGGGAAACUGGUGCCUCUCUCCCGUGUUAACGGGGCCAGCAGGAUACAUUUGCCCCCAGGAUAUGGGAACAAAAGCCACAUAAAGAGCCCUCCUUCCUCUCCCUUUCCCCUUUGGAGAGGAAACAAGAACAAACACUACCUGAAUUCCCCCCCCCCCCAAGACCCAAGACCCUUUACAUUGGCCUCCGACGAAGACUGAGUUUAGACAGGGCUGGUGACCGUUCACCAAGCCACCACUUUGUGCUUGGAUUAUUGCGGAGCUGUUUUUCCUGGAAGUGGUAACGAGGUUGGACAAAGGGCGGAGCCUUGGGCGUCUGUUAAAGACUGACAUAUAGGUCAGAGGUCAGGGGUGAUGUCGUUGAGUAACCGGCCUCCUGCAUCCUUCAAGUUUAUUUUUGAACUUUCCGGGGUGGAAGAUAGGCGGCGGGUAGUGGUGGGGGGGGGGGGCCCGAGGGCAGAUCUCUGGCUGUGGAAACAUGGUUCCACCAGACCAGGGCAGAGCAGGGCAUGGCAGUAAAGAUUGAAUGGCCCAGUAGCUCCAUGUCAAUCAGUAACUGGCCCCGAGCUGACCCCCCCCCCAAACCUACUAAUCAACCCCUAGCACAUACAUCAGAGGGAGGGGGUAGAACUCGUCUCAAACCACUGAUACCAGAUCAGGUAUUUUUUCCAUCCCCUUAAUGGUUAAAGUCAGCAUUGGGGUUAGGGUAAUCUAAUCCUAGAUAUGUGGUUAAGGUCAACUUUAACCAAGAGCGCCUACAUGCAACAGGGUCGCUACAGGGGUCAGAGAAUCAAAGGUUGCUGGUAAAAAAAUGACUGAGAGGUCAACGUUUCUCUCCACUGCAAGACCUUCUGGGAAGCCACUCUCUCUGGUUAGACAGGUUUGUGUGGGCUUGGUUUAGUUAAUGUCAGCUUCAUGUGUUUGCUUUUACAUGAUGGUUUCAGAUGCAUUGAAUUUGAUGAGGCAGAGAGAAUGCCUAAGUGCUACUUACUGUAGCACACUGGGUGCUGUCAUGCGUUGUUGUUGAGAGGAUAACUAUAGUUCGCAGUUGUCAAUCACCCAGCUGAUGGUAUCACCCACCUCUUGGAAGUCCGGUGGCCAUUUUUUGUGUAACAGUGCAUCCACUCCCACCAACGUUAUAGCUUCCAUACGAAGUGCAUUCCAGUGACACACUAACUAACGGUUGGCUAUAUGCUGCAUUACAUCAGCUGCACUAGACCCCAAGACUAGACCAAGAGGUUACCUGGAGCCUGUUUGUGUCUUAGUGCGGCUGUGGAGCCCAUGGCCCAGUUUCCCAAAAGAGUCUUAAAGAGCGACUGGCCCUAAAAAGUAGCAUUGGUGUAGCAUCGGUGUGAGUCAGAAGCAUUUAUUUUACUGUCAAAAUUGACUACAAUGUGCAACUAGAAUAAUUUUGGUCAUAAAGUCAGUCUUGUCCAAAACGGAGAUUUGCGACAUAGGAAAAAAAUGAAAAGGAAUGGAAAGUACCAUAACAGUUUUCCAUAGGUUGGGUUUAUUUGAAUCUUUCCCACAGCUGGCUGCACCCAAGUAAUCAUCAAUUCUGAGUGCAGCUGCAUCAUGACCCAAUGUAAUGUUCAUGGUCAAUUUGGUUUGACUUUGAAUAUCCUUAUGGGGCAAGUUAGGAACCAUCAGUAAAUUACACAAUGUACAUUGGACAAUAUUUGAAAUGUUCAAACCAACUAUACAAUGCAGAAAACCAACUAUAAAUCAUAUCGCAAUAUUGAAAGCAAUUAAUGAGACACCUAAAAGAUGUGCAACAUGAAAAUAUUGUCCCGGUUACAUUGUGUAAUUUAUUGACGUCCCAAACUAUCCCCAGAGAUAAGCUAUCCAAAGUUAAAUUAAUUUUGCCACGGUGACGUACCAGCUAGCUGAAGCUAAUUCGCGAAACGAUUUUGACGAACUCUUCCCUCCUGCGAACACGCACAAGAGACACUCACAUCAAACCACACCCCGACUGAAUUCAGUCCUGGCCGCUAGCAUUUACUAAUGAACCGAAUCUAAAACGAGGACAAAUCAGGAAGUGCAGUUCAUCGUUAGCAUCUUCAUAGGAGCGUCGUUAAAUCGCCAAGCUGUUUCCCAAAACCAUUACUAAAGUCGCAUUUGAAAUCGACUGCCUCAGAACAGCGAAGUGUGUCGUUAGAUGCUUAAAUUAUUAUUAUUUUAUUUUUUUAACCAUCCUGGUCACUUUAUACACAGAUCAGAGGAUGUCAUCUAAACAGAAUUCGAGAUGUUUAUCUGUCUCACUGUGAACGCAGAUAACUUCAGACCGAAGUUGACUGCUAAAUUGACCGCGAUAUGCAUCAAAUGAAAACCGAGUUGACUGCAUUAAAAGAUGGAUACAGAAAAUAGGUUUAUAAAGGCUACAUACAUAGGCCUUAUUUAAAUCAUAUUGAAAUCCAUUUGAUGUUCAAUCAAUUGAGUUCUAUUUAGCUGGCUAGUCUGUCUGCAAUUUUUGCCUCAAUACAUUUCAUGUGUAAUGUGCGCAAUGAUAUGCCAAAUCUGUGAUUUGUGCAUUAUUAUUGGUUAAGCAUUAGAAUAAACCACCUCAAUAUUUGCAGCCAUUAGGUGAUCAUCUCUCUAGGAGCUGACCGGUUGCCAGUAUUGUGAAAUAAUUAUGUUAAGGUAAGAUAUGAAUAGCGAAAGCGGCCUUUCUUUUUAACCUAUAGGUAUCGAUCGACACAUGCUCCAACGACGCACUUGGCGAACGUUCUUUCUGCGUGGUGUUUUGGGAAACGCAUGUUACAUCUUCCGCCGUUGCAGGAACGAUGCAUCGGUUAAAAUACUUGUACGCCUAAAUUCCAUCGCUACCGGGAAACCAAGCCCUGAAGUGUCUCCCUGGUAUUUCUCCUCCCUUCGAGUAAAUAUUAAGACUGCAUGAGUGUGUUGGACGAACUCUGCACUCCGUGUUUGUGUGUCAGUCAGAGUCCACAUGUACGUCUGCAGCAUUGAGCUACAGACUGGUCCUGAUAUAACGCUCAAAUAUGUCCCGUCUUCUGAGUACAGACAAAUCAAUGUGAAACAAAAAAAUCAAGAAAGCAAGAGGAAAAUAGAUAUGACUGUAAAUGAUAGAAGACUAGAGCAACCAUUAUCUGAUUUACAUGUCCAGUCUCAUUUUUUGUUUGUUGCUUUUUCCCCCCCUUUGAUUAUAAUUAUUAUCUAAGAAUACUGUAGUAUCAUCAGUGAAAUCUUUCUUAUUUGCUAGGCUUAGAACUUGCUUGUGAUUGAUAAUGACAAUGUAUACCUUGUAAAAAAAACAACAACUAAACGGUUAACAAAUCAGAAGAAAAAACAUCGAAAAGUGAUCAGUCCGAGGCCAAGGUAAAGGACUCUUGUUUCUUUGUGUUUUUAUUUUUUUAAUAGCAACUUAUCACUGUGUGAUAUUUUGUACAUCAUAUUAAGCGGUAUUCAAACAAUUUCCUCUAACUACAAGGGAUAAGAGACCUGCUUUUUAUUGAGUUUGUUUUAUUAUAUAUAUUUUUGGAACUGCAUUCUAGCUUGUAUCAAAUUACAGAUUUUCCUUCUCUUUACUUUGCGGGUCUCGUGUUGUAUGUCAUUAAAGAAGAAAAACACAAAAAAUUCUAAUAAAAUAACGAUUUUGUACAGUGAA